AUGUUUAUCUUAGCAGUCUUGAGGGACACUAUUCAUAUUCAACCGUAUGAUUUUCAUAAACCCAAAUUCGAUGCGUUAACUGACGAAAUCAAUCGCAUAUAUGCAAAUAAGGUUAUUCAAGAUGUAGGCCUUUGUAUAUGCUUAUUCGAAAUAAUAUCUGCAAGUGAAGAAAUUGUCCAUUAUGGUGAUGGCGCGAGCUAUGCGAAAGUUGUGUUCCGUCCAUUUAUUGGUGAAAUAAUUGAAGGAACCGUAUCUAGUAAUACGUUUGAAGGUGUCAAAGUGUGGGUGCGUUUGUGGGAUAGUCAAAUUCCAGAGGAAAACUGGACAACACCCGAAGAUAAGUAUCUAUAUAUGUAUAUGGAUAAAGAUACUACUAUUAGAUUUCGUGUCAUAGAAGAAAAAUUUACUGAUGUUGGGACAAAAGGUCCGCCACCAAAAAGGACAGGUGCUGUAGCGGGUCAAAAAGUUCCAAUGCCAUCAUCAUCUUCUUUACCAUCAGACGUUAUGAUUGUAGGUAAUAAUCGUGGUGGAAGUAUCCAAAAUGUAAAUACUGAUACUACUAUAAAUGCUCCAACCGGAGGCAAAUUGGUUCCGUAUGAAUUGUUUGAUAUUGACGAUAUGGCAGACUUACUUGCGGAAAAGGUGACACUAAUAUUAUCCGUGUAUUUUCCUUUUUUUGUACCUUGUACAAAAGGAUGUGAAGGAUCUAAUUUGCGUUCUUUUGUUACUACUGCUGAACCUUCAGCAAUUUCUGAGGGUGCAUCAGGUGUAGGGAUGG
Messenger RNA from Racocetra fulgida, 778 nucleotides. Lineage: Eukaryota; Fungi; Glomeromycota; Glomeromycetes; Diversisporales; Gigasporaceae. The record is from the annotation of a GenBank genome assembly.